Molecule: messenger RNA, 1827 nt
Organism: Caenorhabditis briggsae
Lineage: Eukaryota; Metazoa; Nematoda; Chromadorea; Rhabditida; Rhabditidae
Exons: 7
Coding region: 1-1827 (608 amino acids)
Biological process (GO): L-leucine catabolic process
Cellular component (GO): mitochondrion; methylcrotonoyl-CoA carboxylase complex
Molecular function (GO): methylcrotonoyl-CoA carboxylase activity
Source: RefSeq, a predicted model, not a curated record
AUGUUUCGUCACGUAGCUCAAAAUUUGGGCUCUAAGAGCACCUCUAUUCAGACAUGCCGCGGUUUGAGAACUCGCUGGGAGCGCGGAUACCUCAAGGAUCUUUACCACCGUCGUCAGAUUCUCGGAGCCGAUCCUGAAGUUUCCAGAUCUUCCUAUCCAAAUUGCUCGGUGCAAGUGCGAAAUCAUCACUGCGCUGGUGACAAAUUCACUCAACAAUGGGCACCUAUCAAAACUGGAAUCGACAAUUCUUCCGACGAUUUUUCCGCUAACAACUCGGAAAUGAAGGUUCUCGUGGACGAUUUGAAGGCGAAAAUCGCUAAAAUCGAACAAGCAGGAGGAGAGAAAGCAGUGAAACUUCAUAGAAGCCGUGGAAAAAUGCUCGCCAGAGAGAGAAUCGAUGGGCUAGUCGAUUCUGGAUCUCCAUUCCUCGAGUUUUCUCAACUCGCCGGUUAUGAGAUGUACGGAAAAGAAGAGGUGCCAUCCGGUGGAAUUCUCACUGGAAUCGGAAUAGUUUCCGGAAGAGUCUGUGUGAUUGUUGCCAAUGAUGCUACAGUUAAAGGAGGAACCUACUACCCAAUCACCGUUAAAAAGCAUCUUCGUGCUCAGGAAAUCGCUCGCGAGAACAAUCUUCCAUGCAUCUACCUCGUCGAUUCCGGAGGCGCCAAUUUGCCACGUCAAGCUGAUAUUUUCGCCGACAGUCAGCAUUUUGGACGAAUUUUCUAUAACCAAGCGACCAUGAGCAGUCAAGGAAUCCCUCAACUUGCAGUUGUAAUGGGAAGCUGUACUGCUGGAGGAGCCUACGUUCCAGCUAUGUCUGAUCAAGCCAUUAUUGUAAAAGGAACCGGAACUGUGUUCCUUGGAGGACCACCACUAGUCAAGGCUGCUACUGGAGAGGAAAUUUCAGCUGAAGAGCUCGGUGGAGCAGAUUUGCAUUGUGGAGAAUCGGGAGUAACUGAUUAUUAUGCUCAUAACGAUCAACAUGCGCUCUACUUGGCUAGAAGUUGUAUUGCUGGACUUCCACCAGUCGAGGAGCAGAUGACCUUCAAUCCUAAUGCUGAUGAGCCACUAUACCCAGCUGAUGAAAUCUACGGAAUCGUUGGUUCCAACCUCAAAAAGACCUACGACGUCCGUGAAGUCAUCGCUCGUAUCGUCGACGGCUCCAGAUUCCACGAAUUCAAGGAGCGGUACGGAGAGACUCUCGUCACAGGAUUCGCCACAAUUUACGGUCAACGUGUCGGUAUUCUCGCGAAUAACGGAGUGCUAUUCGCAGAGAGUGCCAUGAAGGGAGCCCAUUUCAUUGAACUAUGCUGUCAACGGAAGAUUCCACUGCUUUUCCUUCAAAAUAUCACUGGAUUCAUGGUCGGAAGAGACGCCGAAGCCGGUGGAAUCGCCAAGCAUGGAGCUAAACUUGUUACGGCGGUGGCAUGUGCCAAUGUUCCAAAGAUUACAGUGUUGGUUGGAGGAUCCUAUGGAGCUGGAAACUAUGGAAUGUGUGGAAGAGGAUAUAGUCCAAGAUACGUGUUCAUGUGGCCAAACUCUCGAAUCUCUGUAAUGGGUGGUGAGCAAGCGGCGAACGUGUUGUCGACAGUUCAAAAAGAGAAAAAGAAAAGAGAAGGAGCCGAGUGGACGGAUCAACAGGACCAGGAUCUUCGCAGGCCUGUUGAGGAGAAAUUCGAGAAGGAAGGACACCCGUAUUUCGCGUCCGCCCGUCUAUGGGAUGAUGGAGUUAUCGAUCCAAAGGAUACGAGAAAGGUCCUCGGCCUCGCCUUUCAAUCCACCCUUCAAAAGCCGAUUCCUGACACCAAAUUCGGUGUUUUCCGCAUGUAA